GAGUCGGUCAGAUCACAUGAGCUGAGUUCAUGUGACUCAUUCACGUGCUCUUCUCGGGAAUAAAUAAAAAGAGGGCCGUGUUCAAACCCACAGUCUCACUGUGACCUGGCACACCUGGACCCGAAGAUCUGACCCAGUUCACACCAGCAGUUGGCAAUCUCACUAUAGGCACAAUGUGGCACUCAGCCAUCCUCCUCCUGGCUGCCAGCCUGUCGGUGAGCCUGGCCAGGCCCCACAUCCAUCCAUUGUCUGAUGAGAUGAUCAACCAUAUCAAUAAAUUAAAUACAACUUGGAAGGCUGGUCACAACUUCCGUAACGUUGACUACAGUUAUGUCCGGAAACUCUGCGGUACAUUGCUGAAGGGACCCAAACUGCCAAUCAUGGUUCAGUAUGUUGGAGACGUGGCGCUGCCCAAACAGUUUGACGCCAGGGAGCAGUGGCCCAACUGUCCCACCCUGAAGGAGAUCAGAGACCAGGGCUCCUGUGGAUCCUGCUGGGCGUUUGGUGCUGCAGAGGCCAUCUCCGACCGCGUAUGCAUCCACAGCAACGCCAAGGUCAAUGUAGAGAUCUCCUCCGAGGAUCUGCUGACGUGCUGUGAAAGCUGUGGCAUGGGAUGCAAUGGUGGCUACCCUUCAGCUGCCUGGAACUACUGGACCAAAGAGGGACUGGUCUCUGGAGGUCUCUAUGACUCCCAUAUUGGUUGCCGGCCCUACACCAUCGCCCCCUGUGAGCACCAUGUGAAUGGGAGCAGGCCUCCCUGCACUGGGGAGGGUGGCGACACACCCGAGUGCAUACACAGCUGUGAAUCUGGAUACCAACCCAGCUACCAGGAUGACAAGCACUACGGUAAAACAUCGUACAGCGUGCCGUCAGAGGAGGAGCAGAUCCAACAUGAGAUCUACAAGAACGGCCCCGUAGAGGGAGCGUUCACAGUCUAUGAGGACUUCGUCUCGUACAAGUCUGGUGUGUAUCAGCACAUGUCAGGAUCUGCUGUGGGUGGACAUGCCAUCAAGAUCCUGGGCUGGGGAGAGGAGAACGGUGUCCCCUACUGGCUCUGUGCCAACUCCUGGAACACUGACUGGGGUGACAAGGGGUACUUUAAAUUCCUGCGUGGGUCUGAUCAUUGUGGUAUUGAGUCUGAAAUUGUGGCAGGAAUUCCCAAAUAAAACCUCAGGGUUUUAUCUGCAGCAUUAUGACAUUGUCACUAGAGGGCGACACACACUGCUUGGAACUACAACUAAUUUUUUUUUUUUUUUUUUUAAUAGUUAAAGCCAACGGAUCGCUUUGUGCACACUGCAUGUGGUUUUCCUUUGACAGACAGGACUCACUUACUUUAGGUGGAUUUACAGAUGGAAUAGGACGACACAGCAACAAUAUACCUGAGCACCAGAUGCCAUAGUUACACUGCGUGGUUCAGAUUAGGUCUCGUCUUUCACUUCGUAUGACAAGCAGGACACGAGAGGAAUAUGUUAUUUUUUUUUUUUGCACUGGUGUACAAUGUGGACUUUAUUUUGUGAGCAGAAUGAUUGUAGUUGUGGUUAAUUAAGGACAAGAAGCCUGUUUGUUUGAAUGAGUAAUUUGUGAUAAUCACAGCUUUCAUAUUGAUUUGCUACUUUGAAUUCCCUACCAGUGCUACUCCAUAUGUCAGAACGUACUGUCUGGAACUUGUGCCUGUUUGUGUUUUUAAAUUUUAGUAUGAGAUUUUUUUAAACACUGUUAGAAAUUAGAUGCGAGUGUUUUUAUCUGUCAGUAUUGAUAAUGUCGAUACAUUGCUGUUUUGAAUUGAAUAAAAUUUGGUUUCAACUA
This is a messenger RNA of Mugil cephalus (flathead mullet), 1806 nucleotides long. It is a transcript of the gene ctsba, whose product is annotated as cathepsin Ba. Gene Ontology annotation, biological process: regulation of catalytic activity. Gene Ontology annotation, molecular function: cysteine-type endopeptidase activity. The coding region runs from base 174 to 1166 and encodes 330 amino acids. Gene Ontology annotation, cellular component: lysosome. The transcript is spliced from 11 exons. The record is from RefSeq and is a predicted model, not a curated record. Lineage: Eukaryota; Metazoa; Chordata; Actinopteri; Mugiliformes; Mugilidae.